This is a messenger RNA of Aspergillus tanneri, 1455 nucleotides long. Its product is annotated as aldehyde dehydrogenase family protein. Gene Ontology annotation, molecular function: aldehyde dehydrogenase (NAD+) activity. The transcript has 3 exons. Lineage: Eukaryota; Fungi; Ascomycota; Eurotiomycetes; Eurotiales; Aspergillaceae. The record is from RefSeq and is a predicted model, not a curated record. The coding region runs from base 1 to 1455 and encodes 484 amino acids.
AUGACCACCACGGAGAACGCUUUCCCGAUCCCUACUCAGCUGUUCAUCAACGGCGAGUAUACAGAUUCAAGCUCGUCGGAACGGGUUUCCGUCUAUAGUCCCGUCGAUGGGAGCCUCGUUACUGAUAAGCUCCAAUAUGCCGCUGAAGACGAUGUCAAUCGUGCAGUAGCGAGUGCUCAAACUGCGUUUCGCAGCAAAUCCUGGGCAGGCCUUACAGCCAAAGAACGAGGACGGGCUCUGAUGCGCAUCUACCAAGUGAUGCUGGCUCAUAAAGAGGAGCUCGCCUGGUUGGAUCGAGUUACUAUGGGGAAGCCUGUUAACUCUGGACUGGCCGAGGUGCAACUAGCAGCCGAUCUAUUUGAAUACUAUGCUGGCUGGACAGACAAGCAUGCCGGAGAUACCUUUCCCGCCGACGACGGAUUCCUGAAGAUUGUUCAGCACGAGCCUCUCGGUGUAUGUGCUGGGAUUCUCCCCUGGAAUGGCCCACUGGCUCUGAUUGCUGUCAAAACCGCACCGGCACUCGCAACCGGGAAUGUCAUGAUCCUCAAACCUAGCGAGAAAAGCCCCUUGAGUGCGCUCCGAUUCGCAUCUCUCGUCGCAGACAUCCUUCCCCCAGGUGUGGUACAGGUUCUGACCGGCGCAGGUGCUACGGGGGAGCUCCUUGCGCGUCAUCCCCAAAUCCGGAAGAUCAGCUUCACUGGCUCUGGACUGACGGGGAAAAAGAUCCAACGAGCAGCCGCAGAGAGUAACUUGAAGCGUGUGACGCUUGAACUGGGCGGAAAAACCCCGGCAGGCAUCUUCGAAGACUGCAACCUAGAAAACGCCGUCAAGUGGGCGGUAGAUGCCAUCACGAAAAACACAGGUCAGGUCUGCAUCGCUGCGAGUCGCAUCUAUGUACAGGAAAGCAUUGCUGAGGAAUUCGUCGAUGCUUUUGUGAAGAGCAUGAAGGCGGCAGCCGACGGAAUCGGGGAUCCCCAUAGCGCCGAUACGAAAUAUGGUCCGUUGGCGGACCAGGCACAGUUGGCUCGAGUGCAGUCGUUUUUCACCGAGGAUGCGGGCAAAACGCAGGUCUUGGUCGGGGGCCAUCGGCACGGUGAAAAGGGCUGCUUUUUCGAACCCACGGUGCUCUACAACCCCGAUCCGCAGGCAUCUGUGUACAAAAAUGAGAUAUUUGGUCCUGUGGCGUGCGUGCGCACUUUCAAGGAUGAGGAGGACUUCCUUCAGAUGGCAAAUGACACUGAGUAUGGGCUGAACGCCGCGGUCUUCACCAAGGAUAUCAAUCGGGCGCUGAGAAUCAGCUCGCGUCUGGAAAGUGGUACCGUGGGCGUCAACUGCGUCUCUAUGUUGGAUUAUCAGGUGCCAUUUGGAGGGUCGAAACAAUCGGGUUUUGGCCGUGAGUUCGGUCUCUAUGGGCUGAAGUCGUAUACCGAGCCGAAAUCUAUUCUUGUGAAGUAA